AUGUACAUGGAAGAGUUGAUUCCAAAUCAACGCCCACCCACCGUCAGGAGGCAGCAACCCAACCGGCGGAACCGCAAAACUUUGCCUGGUUGGCCUUUCAGUCCAGUCCGGACGCCAGCAAACUCCCCAUUCCCGCCGGAAAAUGCGCAUUUUGGGGAUGCGGAAUCAUCGUCACCCACCCUCCUCCAAUUAACUUUGUCCUACACCAAUGCCGCAAGGAUGGUAGCAGAGAAGUCGGAAAGAGAAGUAGAACCGGGACCCCAGACGUUGCGUUGUAAAGGCAACUUGCCAAACCCGCCCGACCUUGCGAAAACAGUUGUUGAACAUCAAGCAAUGGACAUUCCUCUCAAACCUUUGUCCACGCAAACAACCACGGAAGCCACCACAAACGUACCCAGCACUCCGACCGUACAGGCAGACAAGGAUCCGCCUGUUUCCAAAACCGGCAUCAAUCUUGCCGCCCUCGCUUCUGUCACGUCCCCGCCGACAAUCUCUGUAUGGUCUCCCGCUCUGCAGUCGCCUCCGCAUCCGUCUCCCAUACAGCAGCAUCCCCACCAACCGCCCUUGCCUUUUCAUACGCCCCCACAUCCCCAGUCACAUCCGCAACCACCUGCACAUGCACUGGCACAUCCACACAACCCACACUGGUUGCGGUACCCACCACACCCACACUACGGUGGUCCGCAGUGUUUGCCCCCCUUUGAUCCAUCAGGAUUUGGUACCAUUCAAGUUCAAGUCCCGCCUGUCAUACUGCCGGGGCCGGCAAAUAGCGGCAAGUCUCCAACUCUGUUGUUUGACAUUGGACCCAGUUGCUUUUUGGUACAAAUGUGCAGUGUAGGCUUUCAACAUGAGAGCAGCAAAAGAGUGGAGGAGGACCUCUAA
This is a messenger RNA of Phaeodactylum tricornutum CCAP 1055/1, 882 nucleotides long. RefSeq lists its product with no specific name. The transcript is spliced from 2 exons. The record is from RefSeq and is a predicted model, not a curated record. Lineage: Eukaryota; Bacillariophyta; Bacillariophyceae; Surirellales; Neidiaceae. The coding region runs from base 1 to 882 and encodes 293 amino acids.